Messenger RNA from Oncorhynchus mykiss (rainbow trout), 4271 nucleotides. Lineage: Eukaryota; Metazoa; Chordata; Actinopteri; Salmoniformes; Salmonidae. The record is from RefSeq and is a predicted model, not a curated record.
CUCCAUCAUAUCCUACUAUCCUGUUGCUGUCUCUGUCUUGUCUGUGUGGUGGGUGGGUGUGAGUGAGUGUGUGUGUGUGGGGUUAGGGAUUGCAGGGGUCUUCUGACAUCUAAAGCCGAGUCGUGUAUGCUUGGUAAAUGACUGUAAACAGUUCUGAGUGCAGUCUGUCAUCGCUCCAGGGGAAGUUGUUGUACAACUCUCCCCCUCAAAUGGGCAUUAAAAAUUCAUCCUUCACAGGCUGCUCAAUAUUUAAUGAAUCGUCUGCUAAUUGGCUGAGGAUAAAAGCCUGCUUAACUGGGCUAAGCGUUUCAGAUUAAAACAUUUUAAAGAUUGGGAAAAGAAAGGAAAUACCGAUACAGUGUCAGGAGACUGAGCUCUCUGCAUCUUCACAUGUUCAUCCUUAUUACCCCCUUACACUGCCUUAUAUAGCCAGAGUGUUACAUCCCCAGGUUAGGAGUGCGUGUGAUUUGUGUAUGAGAAAGGAGUAGGUGUGUGUUUAUUUGCUUGUGUAUUUUUUGUGUUUGUGCAUGUUGUUCCCAGGGGUGUGGGUAUCGUUGUUGUUGGUCUGUGUGUGUGUGAAUUCCCAAUCAGUCACUCAGCAUCUGACUCAGUUGGGGUGUUCAGGGGCGAGCAAGAUGAAAGAUCAUUGUGUGAGCAAACACUUGAGUUGAGAGAGAAUGGAUGUGGUCGAGCGAGCAGAGGAUGGGUCCCGCAAGCGCAGGCCAGCGUGGUGCACGCAAAUUGAAAUUGAGAGCUUGCGAGUAUCACUUUGAGCGAACAGAACUACAUUGUCGCACGCAAUAAAUUAAUUGGAGAGCAGGGAUUUUUAUUCCACUGACUACAUGUCAAGACUCAAAUGACUGCACUUACAAAUACGCUGCAUCCCCACACGGAUGUCUCCUCCCCAUUUAACCCCAAUUUUCCAGUUUGCUGUCCAAAAUCCACCUUGCGCUCUGAACUUCAUUUUAUCGUUUUAUAACAGGAAAAUUCUACCCAAUGAACAUAGCGUGUAGCAGUCUACUGAAACACAAUUGGUCAUGUUUUUGGAUCAAUCACGAAUGCUCUAACUGGAUUUUUGAGUUUCCAUAAGGUUAGGGUUAAACGUGCUACACAUAGGAUUUAUUUAUAUUUUUGCAUUGUGAUUUCAGAAAAUGUGCAUAAUAUAUCUGCAGUAAUAAUGGAGUGAUAGUAUUACUUACCCGCCAGUGUUGUGAUUUGCUGAUAUUUGCCUAUUGAUUUCUCCCCCCUGAGCAGCAGCAAAAUGGGUUCUGACUUUGUGGACUUUUGUUAUCUAAUGGAAAUUGCUUUGUCAUUUCCAAAACCGCUUUUUGAAGCUGGUGGACCCAAACCAAAACGUUUGGUUUUGGUCCACCAGCUUUAAACAGCUGUAAAAAUGAUUAUUUAAAAAAAAAAAAUGAAAAAAUACUUUACAGCGAUUUAGAUGAUACAAUAAUUCCCUUCAAUAUUCAGUGCUUGAUCUCUCACAAAAUCUGACUUUGAGCAAACAGUGUAGAGUUUUUGCAACCAGGAAAUGACAGAGCGAUUUCACUAGAUAACACAGCCAUAAAGUCAAAACAGCUUUUCCAUUUUGACAACAGAUGCCACUCUGGUGGGAGAAAUCAAUAGGCAAAUAUCACAGCCAAUCACAACACUGGCAGAUAAGUUAUAUUGUUAAACACUACAGUUCCAAUAUUACUGCAGAUAUAUUAUUGACAUUUUGGGAAAUUAGAAUGCACAAAUGAAUUUUAAAAAAUGGUAACACCUUUAUGUUUAGGUUUAAAAUCAGAUAAAAUAGGCAGGGUUAAUGACUUUGGCUGUGGUAACUAGUGAGCACCUAUUUUUGAGCACAGAAGAGGAAAGGGUGAACGAUGGCUGUCAAUAAAGAGGUCCACUGUCACUAAUAUGUGGUGGUGAAGUCCCAAUGGGCACAGACGUCAAUUCAACGUCUAUUCCACGUUGGUUCAGCGUCAUUUAAUUGAAAUGUCGUGGAAACAACAUUGAUUAAACCAGUGUGUGCCAAGUGGGGUUGUUCUUUGCUCAGCUGACAGACCAGAGAUACAGGAGCCCAUUCGGUUCCAAGUUGCUUACCUUGGCUCUCCUCUACGUACAGCACUCUGGGGACUUCCAGCAGUUGUUCUCAGGAGACGGUCAGUGUGCGUAGAGAGAACAUGUUUGACCAGGAGGAGUCAGGCUUCUACUUCAUCACCCUGGAUCACUACACCAACGAGGCAGAGGACAUCAACUUUGGACCAAUGGCCCUGGCUUGCUGAUAACAUCUGAUCUAAUGAGACUCCCGAUGCGAUUUGACUCCUGUAUUACUGACUGGAUUCAAUAAAACUUAAUUUGAGAUUCUGUAAUUGAUAGACAAUGGUAGUUUGCAAUCAGACAAUUACUAUAAAACAAAUCUGUUUUCCUCAGUUCAAUGUUUGGUGAAUGCAUGGCAUUGUUUUGUUCUCAGUCCUCCUUUUGAAUGCUGUGUGUACUGAUUCAGUUCUAAAUGACCUUUGAGUCCAUCCUGGCCUCUUCCAUUACCACAAUGGAUUGUCCGGUCUGCUGAGAGGGUCAUUGGCUACCACCUGCUCUCCAUCGCGGUACUGCAUAACUCCAAGGCAUGGAAGCAUGCAGUAAAGAUCAUCGCUGACCUCUUCCACCCCCUCUGGCAAACGGUUCAGGUCAAUCACGAUCAAAAUCUCCCACCACCUGAAGCAUUUCUUCCCCCUGCGCUGUGGCCCUCACCAACCGGCCACCUGGUUCACAAUGAUCAUUUUAUCCGCAUGGACUUUGCACUAUUCAUCCGACUAUGCACCCUGCACUAUUCAUCCGACUAUGCACCCUGCACUAUUCAUCCACCGACUAUGCACCCUGCACUAUUCAUCCGACUAUGCACCCUGCACUAUUCAUCCGACUAUGCACCCUGCACUAUUCAUCCGACUAUGCACCCUGCACUAUUCAUCCGACUAUGCACCCUGCACUAUUCAUCCACCGACUAUGCACCCUGCACUAUUCAUCCACCGACUAUGCACCCUGCACUAUUCAUCCGACUAUGCACCCUGCACUAUUCAUCCGACUAUGCACCCUGCACUAUUCAUCCACCGACUAUGCACCCUGCACUAUUCAUCCACCGACUAGGCACCCUGCACUAUUCAUCCACCGACUAUGCACCCUGCACUAUUCAUCCGACUAUGCACCCUGCACUAUUCAUCCGACUAUGCACCCUGCACUAUUCAUCCGACUAUGCACCCUGCACUAUUCAUCCACCGACUAUGCACCCUGCACUAUUCAUCCGACUAUGCACCCUGCACUAUUCAUCCGACUAUGCACCCUGCACUAUUCAUCUGACUAUGCACCCUGCACUAUUCAUCCACCGACUGCACCCUGCACUAUUCAUCCACCGACUAUGCACCCUGCACUAUUCAUCCACCGACUAUGCACCCUGCACUAUUCAUCCACCGACUAUGCACCCUGCACUAUUCAUCCACCGACUAUGCACCCUGCACUAUUCAUCCACCGACUAUGCACCCUGCACUAUUCAUCCACCGACUAUGCACCCUGCACUAAUCAUCCACCGACUAUGCACCCUGCACUAUUCAUCCACCGACUAUGCACCCUGCACUAUUCAUCCACCGACUAUGCACCCUGCACUAUUCAUCCACCGACUAUGCACCCUGCACUAUUCAUCCACCGACUAUGCACCCUGCACUAUUCAUCCACCGACUAUGCACCCUGCACUAUUCAUCCACCGACUAUGCACCCUGCACUAUUCAUCCCAGACCAUCAUUUAGGAUGUAGUUUAUAGUUCAGUCUAGUUUUUUAGCUUAGUGUUCAUAUUGUAUGUGGAUCUGUGGAAAUUCUGUGUAUAAUGUCUUCAUAUUAUGUUUAUCAUCUGUCUCUAUAUUCUGUUUAUUGUGGUAGCACCAUUUCACAGUUUGAGGAAGCACAUAUUCACCAUAAAAAUGCACAUUUAUAAUAAAGCAUUCUAUGCAUCUAGCAUUGCAUUUGCAGACGUAUGUAAAAUAGCCUACUAAUCCUAAUGUGAUGAGUAGAUAGUCAUCAUUUAGGCUAAUAAUAUAACAAAAACUACUGUUCAAUGUGUGGCGUAUAGUAGGCUUAGGCUUUAUCAGAUACAUUUCUUCUCUUGUUUUCAUAAACACAUUUCAUGCAAUUCUACUACACUUGAUAUGAGACAUUAGAAUCAUAUUUUUUAAGACAAAAAAUACAGGGUAGUAUAGGCCUAUAGGCUACUACUGACACUGACAAACAGAUCAAUAAAA